This is a messenger RNA of Arabis nemorensis, 204 nucleotides long. NCBI's taxonomy places the organism in Eukaryota, Viridiplantae, Streptophyta, Magnoliopsida, Brassicales, Brassicaceae. The record is from the annotation of a GenBank genome assembly.
AUGAGGUUUCUUGUUGAGUCUCCGGUGGAGUUUCCAGCGGUGAGGUUUCUUGCUGAGCCACUGGUGGAGAUUCUGUUAGAGUGGGAGCAGAAGCUUGACGAUUUCCGAAAGCUUGAAAUUGUUGAUGUACUAGCUAAGAGACGGUCCAGUGUAAUCCACUGUUUUUUGUUGAGUCGGGGUCUUUUCCGACUUGUAGGAGCAUAG